This is a messenger RNA of Colossoma macropomum (tambaqui), 2623 nucleotides long. Its product is annotated as endonuclease domain-containing 1 protein-like. The transcript is spliced from 2 exons. Gene Ontology annotation, molecular function: metal ion binding; nucleic acid binding; hydrolase activity. The record is from RefSeq and is a predicted model, not a curated record. NCBI's taxonomy places the organism in Eukaryota, Metazoa, Chordata, Actinopteri, Characiformes, Serrasalmidae. Bases 824 to 1663 code for a protein of 279 amino acids.
UGUUUCAAUAAUAAUUCAGGGUGCAAAAGUGAUUAAGAAUUUUUGGGGAACGUUGACCCAGUGAAGUGAAUGUUAGUGCUUUAACAUUAUUUAGCUUGGGUUCAGUGACUGUUUGCUAUCUGGGAAGUUUAAUGCACAGUGUUUACCCUGAACUCCUCCCAGAGUGAGGACUUAUAAUCUCCUCUGCAGCUGUGAGAGGAAACUCUCUGAAGAGAAGAACGAACGUUCUCCUCUUUCUGAAGACCCAACCAUUAGAGAACGUUUUCCUCUUUCUGAAGACUGGACAGUUAGAGAAGAGCCAACGUUCUCCUCUUUCUGAAGACUGGACAGCUAGAGAAGAGCGAAUGUUCACCUCUUUCUGAAGACUGGACCGUUAGAGAAGAGCGAAUGUUCUCCUCUUUCUGAAGACUGGACCGUUAGAGAAGAGCGAAUGUUCUCCUCUUUCUGAAGACCGGACCGUUAGAGAAGAGCGAAUGUUCUCCUCUUUCUGAAGACCGGACCGUUAGAGAAGAGCCAACGUUCUCCUCUUUCUGAAGACGGACCGUUAGAGAAGAGCCAACGUUCUCCUCUUUCUGAAGACUGGACCGUUAGAGAAGAGCCAACGUUCUCCUCUCUCUGAGAGCCAACGUUCUCCUUUUUCUGAAGACCGGACCGUUAGAGAAGAGCGAACGUUCUCCUCUUUCUGAAGACCGGACCGUUAGAGAAGAGCGAACGUUCUCCUCUUUCUGAAGACCAGACCGUUAGAGAAGAGCGAACGUUCUCCUCUUUCUGAAGACCGGACCGUUAGAGAAGAGUGAGCGUUCUUCUCUGGUUCUCUCUGAAGAUGAAGCUGUUUGUUUCAGUGCUGAUGCUCCUCACUCUGGGAGCCGUGGGAGAGGUGGUGGAGAACUUUAAAGGACAUGAUUGUGAAAAUUUCUUUCUGGAUGGUGAGCCACCAGAGUUUAAGACUAACGGAAUAGCCUCGCAGGUUCCGGUGGAGGGUCGCUAUGUGCGGAUCUGUCAGAGAUACAGAAAUAAGUAUCAUUAUGCGACUCUGUAUGACACCGCAGAAAAGAUUCCUGUGUAUUCUGCAUAUCGGUAUGAACGGAGAACUGAGUGUAAAGUGAAAAGACCUACUACACCAUGGAAGAUCGAACCUCAGCUCGAGGACAACAAUAACGGUAGGGAGAUGGCCUUGGAAAAGAACGUGAGAAAAAAUAACAGGCAGGCAUACGACUCUGAUUAUGAAAACUCAGGUUAUAACAGAGGUCAUCUGUUUCCUGUGUGCCAAACUAACUCUGAUGACUCUGCAGAGAGCACCUUCACCCUCACCAACGCUGCACCUCAGGGAUGUGCAUUCAACAAGAGGUGGUAUCACAAAGUGGAAAAUGACGUGAGAAAAUCCCUACAAAAUUGCGUGAAUGAGGGAAGAAAACCGUACAUAGUGACAGGAGUUGUGCCGAGUGAUGGAACGCCGAAGAUGGCCAACAGGGUGAAUGUUCCAGUCUAUUUCUGGACGGCCUAUCGCUGCUGUGGUACUAAUGAAUGUCAGUUCGGUGGCUACAUUAUGCAUAAAGAUACUGAUGUAACUAGACAUGUCACGGACAUGACUGAGUUUGAUCGUAAACUGAGCAAAUAUUACAAGACACCAAUCACAGUGUUUAAACGUGCAGGUUUAACCUGAAGAAAGCGAAAAUAUGACGAACGUGUUCAAGUUUAAUUCCAACAUGCUGUGACAGUUUGGGAUAUAAUGAGUUUGUUCCCUUAGAAUUAUGAGGUUCUGUCUGACAUUUCUGUCAAUUGCUAUGUGAGGUGUUUUUUUAAGGUGUGUUCAUUUUUGGACUCUUUAUCUAGAAAACAAAAAGGUUCUAUUCUAAAACAAAAUCUCACAAGGCCUUUAGACUGACCGGCUCCACUGACCUGCUGGGACAGUUCAUUACUGUAGCUGUUUCUGACUAAAGGAAACUUAAACUAAUGGUACAUAAAACUGACCUGAUAUUUUGCACUGACCUUUACACUUAAUCUGUCAAUCAAUGCUUUGGAUUUGUUCUAAAAUGAGAAAUAUGUAAUAAUAAAUAUAUAAAUAAUUAAAUAAAUGUCAUAAUAGUUCAUAGAAAGAAUUAAAUUUAACUGAUAAUGUAAACACUGUUAUACUAAUUUUAAACCAAAUUACGAGUAUGAACUGUUUGUGUUCUUUAAAAAUCACUGUUUCUUUUCAGGUUUUGUCAGAUAGAACCUUAUAACUCCAAGCAGAAAGUGAGUUCUGAGGAUUAGGAAGUUCUAUCUGCAUUUGAUCUGUUCCAAAAUGUCAUGUUCACUGAUAUUGUACAUUUAGAAUAAAGUUAGGGUGUCUUUCGUUUUCAUGUAUUAAAGAGACGCGUUCACAUAUCAGUUCUUUAAAGCUCAAUAUCUCAAAACUGCUCAGAACCCAGACAGAACCUUAUAAUUCGAAGGGGCAGAGAGUAACAGCUCCUUUUAUUUCUCUAAUACAGACGAUAUUAAUCAUAAUAUAGCAUUGCUAUUUGUGGUAUAUGUGAAGCUCCUAACAGCUUAAUAACAGUAAAACGCAGUGUAAUGUUACUCUGACUGUUUAACAUGUAUUUACUCUCUGUAUGAAAUAUAUCACUGAUCAUAAACACUAAAG